Messenger RNA from Pseudonaja textilis, 4113 nucleotides. The record is from RefSeq and is a predicted model, not a curated record. Lineage: Eukaryota; Metazoa; Chordata; Lepidosauria; Squamata; Elapidae.
CUUCCCAGAUGUUGAACGGGUAGAAUGGCUGAACAAGAUUGUUGAACAAUUCUGGCCCUAUUUUGGAGCAAUUAUGGAAAAGACAUUUAAGGAAAUCCUUGAACCCAAAAUCAGAGGAAAGAAUGUACAUCUGAAAACAUGUACAUUUACUAAAAUCCACCUUGGAGAUAAGUGCCCUAAAAUUAAAGGAGUGAAAACCUAUACCAAAGAAGUUGAUCGAAGACAAGUAAUCCUGGACUUGCAAAUAUGUUAUAUAGGGGAUUGUGAAAUUCACAUGGAAAUCUCCAAGCUUAAAGUAGGAGUGAAAGGGCUACAGUUGUACGGAACAUUACGAAUAAUUCUGGAGCCCCUUCUGACAGAUAUACCCUUUUUUGGAGCUGUAACCAUGUUUUUUCUUCAGAAACCUCACCUGGAAAUCAAUUGGGCGGGGCUAACAAACCUGUUGGAUGCUCCAGGCAUUAGUUUAUUGUCAGACUCGCUAAUUCAAGAUCUCAUUGCUGCCCGAUUGGUGUUGCCAAAUAGACUCACAGUCCCAUUGAAAAAGAACAUGAAUGUGGCUCAGUUGCGGUUUCCUAUUCCACGUGGAGUCCUAAGAGUGCAUCUUUUGGAAGCCGAAAAUCUUGUCCAAAAAGACAACUUCCUUGGAGCAAUUAGGGGCAAAUCAGACCCUUAUGCUCUCCUUCGUGUCGGCCUGGUACAACUCCGGAGCAAAACAAUACAAAGAGACCUGAAUCCAAUCUGGAAUGAAAUGUUUGAGUUUGUUGUUCAUGAGGUACCUGGCCAAGAUCUAGAAGUUGAUCUUUAUGAUGAAGAUCCAGAUAAAGAUGAUUUUUUGGGCAGCUUGGUUAUAAACCUUGUAGAUGUGAUGAAAGAUAAAAUUGUUGACGAGUGGUUUCCCUUGAGCAAGAUAACAAGUGGGCAUGUCCACUUAAAGCUCGAGUGGUUUUCUCUGGUCACCAAUCAAGAGAAACUUAGUGAGGGUAAGAAUGGUCUUUCCACUGGAAUCCUUAUCGUGUAUUUGGACAGUGCUUUAAACCUUCCUAAAAAUCAAUUGGAAUAUUCCAACGGUGAGCAUGUAACAAAGAAAUACAGAAAAGACAGAUAUCUCAAGAAGAUAGAAAGAGAACCUUCUUCCUUUGUCCUGCUCACAGUGGGCAACAAAACUCACAAAAGCAAGACUUGUAAUUUCACUAAAGAUCCUGCAUGGAGGCAGGCCUUCACUUUCUUUGUUCAUGGUGCCCCAUCUCAGUCUCUUCAUUUGGAGAUCAAAGAUAAAGAGAAGGAGAAUGCCCUUGGGACUUUGGUGAUUUCUCUUGCUCGCUUAUUAAAGAACCCUGAGAUGACACUUGAACAAAAUUUUCAACUGGAUCAUUCUGGUGUGGACAGUUCUAUUAAGCUGAAAAUUGUGCUGAGAGCCCUGCACAUAGAGGUACCUGAUUCAGAAAACACCAAUAAUGGGGCUAAUGCCUUCAAACCAGUUCCUGCUUCAGCCCCGGAACAGAAUGAGGACCAAAACAAGGCACAGCUGCCACCACCACCACCUCCUCCUCCUCCUCCUCCUCCUCCACCACCACCGCCACCAGUAGAACUGCCCAAGGCAGUCCAAGGGAACAAAGAAUCUGAUGUUCCUGAAUGCAAAAAUGACAACGUGGGCAGUAAUGCUAAACCUAAUGGAAAUGAGAAGUUGUCAGAGCCCAUUGUCAUAGAAGCAAUUGCUGGAAUCAAUGAGCAAGGAGUUACAGGUGGAUUGAACCCCAAGUGCUUGACACUUCCAGAGACCACUCGAGUGCCCCCAACAUUGCCAGCUCUGCAGAGACUCCAGAUUGCCCCCAGCCUUGCCUCUCUAGGCACGGAAGCCUCUUCAAUCAUGGAUAUAACUUGCAGCAAUCUGAACCUCAAUAAUGGGACACUUUCUGAUGGAAGGUCUAUGGGAGAGAUUCAUAUCACUGUCCGGUAUGCUUUCUUAAGGCAAUCCCUCAUUGUGUUGGUCAACUCAUGCAGAAAUUUAGUGCAAUGCUCUCGGCAUGGAGCAUAUCCAUAUGUUCGCAUCUACUUGCUCCCAGACAAAAGAUGGAUAACCCGAAGAAAAACUACUGUGAAGAAAAGAACAUUGAAUCCUCGGUACGAUGAGAAAUUUGAAUUUAAUGACACCUUGGAAGAUAUUAAGAAACGGGCCUUAGAUGUUGCUGUGAAAAACAGAAAGUCACUUAUUUCACAUGAAAGGAAAGAACUUGGAAAGGUGCUGAUUGACUUGUCAAAGGAAGAUUUAGUCAAGGGCUUCUCCCAAUGGUAUCAGUUGACAAUAAAUGGACAGCCCGAGAGUUGAUUCCUUCACACCUGAUCAACAGCACACUUCAUGUAUAUUUGGAACUUUGAAGGCCACUAUAAGAUUUUGUAAAUGUUUAUAUUUCAAUAAUGCUUAAUUUAUUUAACACAUUACUAUCAAUUUCUUAAAAUGCUGACUUUUUCGAGGGAUGAAUUUGGCAUCAUCCUGCAUUUAACCUUUAAGGGCAAAGUUUGUAGCAAUAAAUGUGUACUUGAGGAGUUCCCCAAUUGAUUGACCAAAGACAGGCGGCAUCCUGAGGCAGAGGGUUCCGCAUUCCAUAUUCUCAGGUUUUAACUGACCAAGCACUGUUUGUUGCUGCUUAGUUUUUUUCCUCCCCAAGGUCUGUCCCACCACAUAAAGAGCCACAAGUAAACCAGGGUCCACAUCCCUUUGAAAUCACAUUGACAAGUAUGCUAGUUUUGCGUACAGAACAUACUUUUUAAAAUCUGGAUUGAAUCCUCUUUUUCUGGGAGAUGAGACCAAAAAAAAAUCCUUCAUCCCUGCAGCUAGAGUCCUUCAAGCAGCAUUUCCUCACAUUUCAUUGAAUUCUGUUUGAAAGGAUCCUGAUUCUUUUUGAAGGAUCCAAGGGGUUAAAGAAAAAGCAUGUCUGGCAAAGAGGCCAGUGCUCCAGGUAUGUAAUCAUUGCCUUAAUUUUUGUACAUAAAACAGACUAUGUUUUGCAUUAUUUAUGCCAAAGAAUCUAAUUCAGAAACUGUUUAAAUUGCAGGUGUAAUGUGCUUUUAAAUAAUAAACUAAGUUAUGAUAUAGUAGCUGCUUACGACUUGUUAACUACUAACAUUCUAUUCAUUAGUACUCCUUAUUAAUGGAAAACUUGGCUCCUAUUGAACCAAGUUCAAUUUGGUUCCAUGCUAUUGAAAGCAAAUAACAAAACUUCAAGAUUCCAUUCAGACAUUUUUAAUAAAAAAAUAUUCAAAAAUACAUAAAGAGGUAGUCAAUAUGUUAAAAGUUUACAUUUAGUUUACAUUAUUGGACCAUCCAUUUCAGCUUCUGUACAGCAGGUAAUAUUUCUGCGAGACUUCUGACUUCUGAAACAAAAGUAAUUUUGCAAACAUUAUUUUGCCUUUUCAAUUCAACAGUCACCUAUUUUUAGAUAUCCAAUGGAGUACUUAAAAGGUAUGCCUCUAUGUUUAUUAAUUUAUAUUGUAAAGUAUGUAAAUUUUCCAAUACAUUUCAGAAGUAGACUAUAAACAAACCAGGCUAUAAUUAGUUUGUGAAUGGAAAACUCCAGUCUGGACAGUAUAGAACCCUACACUCAAAAUAACUAGGGUUGAAUAUACUGUACAUUCUAAGGAUUUCUUAAAUUAUCACCUUUGAAACAGAAGGGUUCUUCACUUGCAAUAUUGCUACAAUUCAUAAAAGCAUGUCCACAUGAAGGCUGAACAUGGCUAUUUCAGGUUGUUUUUCCCCCAAGGUCAUCUCACCUACAUUCACAAAGGACUCCUCCAAUGAAAAUGGCAGUAAAAACAAGCAUCCCUCAUUGGCAAUCCAAGGGGAAGUGUUUUGGGGUCCUGGGAAGACCUUAAAAUUCUUUGAAAGUAAAUGUGCUGAGCUUCUCAAAAGGUGCAGUCACAGUGUAUCUCUCACAGAAACAUCAUGACUGAAUUGUCCUGCUGAAUGGUUGGCAAUCCCCAAUAAAAUAAGUAGCCAAUAAAAAACACCAUGUCUACAAUCCUUAUGUAAUUACCAUGAAUUUUGCUGAACCAUCCUAAGAUCACUUUCUACUGGACUCUGACAGUAAGAGUGUACAGCAUGUAGGCAUAUAUUCC